Clonostachys byssicola is the source of this 1065-nucleotide messenger RNA. Lineage: Eukaryota; Fungi; Ascomycota; Sordariomycetes; Hypocreales; Bionectriaceae. The record is from the annotation of a GenBank genome assembly.
AUGCCUGCCACCAUUCGUCAGUACAGGGCCGCCUGUGUCCAGUCCGAGCCAGGAUGGUUCAACCUAGAGAAGUCCGUCCAGAAGACCAUUGCUCUCAUCAAAGAAGCUGGUGAGAAGCAGUGCAAGCUUAUUGCCUUUCCUGAGACAUGUGAAUACCCUUACUGGCAGUGGCGUGUUAACUACCAGGACUCGCUUCCUCUGCUCAAGGAAUACCACCAAAACAGUAUCCGUCCUGAUUCCGAGGAGAUGAAUCGCAUCCGAGCUGCUGCAAAGGCCGCUAAGAUCUACGUUUCUCUUGGAUACUCUGAGAUUGAUGGAAACAGCCUCUACAUGGCUCAGAUUAUUAUUGACCCAACUGGGGAAGUCAUCAACCACCGCCGCAAGAUUAAGCCCACUCAUGUAGAGAGACUUGUCUUUGGCGAGGGUACAGGGGACUCCUUGGACCAAGUCGUUGACACCGAGAUCGGCAAGCUUGGUCAUCUGAACUGCUGGGAGAACAUGAACCCCUUCUUGAAGGCUCACGCAUGUGCUCUCAAUGAGCAGAUUCAUGUGGCAGCCUGGCCCGUUUAUCCUCCCGCCAGUACCCUCACCUACCCUGACCCCUACACCAACAUCUCCGAGGUGCAGUCUGAGCUGGUCACUCCAGCCUACGCCUACGAGACUGGCACCUGGACGUUGGCCCCCACCCAGGUCGUCACCCGUGAGGGCGCUCGUCUCAAUCUCCCCAAGCGCCUUCAGAACGAUGAAGCCGCCGUUGACGGAGAGGCCGCAGUUAUUGGAAACGGAUUCGCCCGCAUCUACCGCCCUGACGGAUAUCGUGCCGUCGAGGACCCCGCCAAGACAUUCGAUGGGCUCGUCAUUGUCGACGUCGACCUUGAUGAGAACCUACUCACUAAGCGCCUGGCUGAUUUCGGCGGCCACUACAUGCGACCGGACCUCAUUCGGCUGCUUGUUGACAAGACCCCCAAGACUUACAUUGUGGACGCCAAUUCUUCCAACCCUGAGAGCUUCCCGAGCACCCUCUCUCGGCUCGGACUUAACAAGCCUCUCCCGGCAGACGAGUAA